This is a messenger RNA of Mesocricetus auratus (golden hamster), 1118 nucleotides long. Its product is annotated as trypsin-like. The record is from RefSeq and is a predicted model, not a curated record. The transcript has 6 exons. NCBI's taxonomy places the organism in Eukaryota, Metazoa, Chordata, Mammalia, Rodentia, Cricetidae. Gene Ontology annotation, molecular function: serine-type endopeptidase activity. Bases 220 to 1026 code for a protein of 268 amino acids. Gene Ontology annotation, biological process: proteolysis.
CUAGAGACUCUUGGCUGAGACUCGGUGCACUGAGCAAGGGAAUCCGGGUCCUCAAACGCAUAACCCAACCUUUCAACCUGUCUGGAUUGCUGGGUUCACGUGUGAAAUCUCCUUUCUGGCACCUAUGGCCCUGAGUGUCAAUGACAAAUCUGGAGGUAUAAAUAGCUGUGGAAGGAAAAGCCUUUAUCCUAUUGCCCAGUGCAGGACCAGUAAGCAACCAUGAAGACCUUCCUCUUCCUGGUUCUCAUUGGAGCUACUGCUGCUAUCCCCACUAAUGAGACUUAUGACAUUACUUAUGAGAAUGAUGAACCCACUAAUGAGAAAGAUGAGCCCACUACUGAGAGCGAUGACACGAUUAUUGGAAGCUACACAUGUAAGAAAAACUCAGUCCCCUACCAGGUAUCCCUGAACGCUGGCUACCACUUGUGUGGGGGCUCUCUUGUCAGUGACCAGUGGGUUCUGACUGCCGCUCACUGCUAUAAGCCCCAAAUACAGGUUCGUCUGGGAGAAUUCAACAUUAACGAAAUUGAGGGUGGUGAACAAAUUAUUAACGCAGGCAAGAUCAUCCCCCACCCCACGUACAACAACGAUACCACUGACAACGACAUCAUGCUGAUUAAACUGAACUCACCAGCCGCCAUCAACUCGUACGUGUCUACUGUCUCUCUGCCAAGCUCCUGUCCAUCUAUUGGUACCGAGUGCCUUGUGUCAGGCUGGGGUGACACAGUGAGCAUUGGAAACAGCUUGUCUUCAGAUCUUCACUGUCUGAAUGCCUCCAUCCUGUCGGACCCCGUUUGCCACACCGCCUACCCACACCACAUCACAAGGAACAUGUUCUGUGUCGGCUUCCUAGACGAGGAAAAAGAUACUUGCCAGUAUGAUUCUGGCGGCCCUGUGGUCUGCAAUGAAGAACUGCAAGGUGUUGUCUCCUGGGGUGGCAGCUGCGGUGAGAAAGGGAAACCUGGGGUAUACACCAGAGUGUGCAACUACCUGGACUGGAUUCAACGGACCAUUGAGGCCAACUAAGUAUCCCUCCUGAGCCACCCUCUCAUAGUCAACUUCACUUUCCUACUGUGCCUGAGAUGGGUAUGGAAAUAAAGACAUUAUAUUUUUCUAUA